ACUUUCAAGUAGUUCUAAUGAUUAGGCAGGCUGGGUUUGUGGGACGGGGAGGGUAAGGGCUUGUAAAAUGGGGAAGAUGCUGAACUGUUUUGGAACCAGCUCUUCAAAUGGAGACUCCUGCCCCACUUUGUUGAUGUAAUGUGUACAAUUGCUUUGUUGCUUAACUGCCUUUACUUUUUGAGCUAGGGGCUGUCUUCAUUAACAGCAAAAGUGUUACUUUGUUGUAGAUGACAGAUAAGCCUCAUCACGGGAGAGUUACCUAGUAAGUAUAGACCAGGUGAACAUUCUGUUUCUCUCGGUCUUAAUUUAUUCCAACAUUUAUGAUUAGUACAAAUUUUUAUAAACGAGCAAAAAGUACCUUCCCUUUAAAAAAAAAAGUUUUAAAAAUGUUUCUAGAAUGGAGGGUGUGGGGUAUAUCUAUUUUUUUUAAAAAAAAGAAAAGUCUAACUUCUGCAAUUUAUUCUCUAGUGUUUUUCUUUGUCCCCUUUUGUGCUUAAAGUUUGUACACCUGUGCUAACAAGCAAAAGCCUCUUAAAUUGUGAAUUCUGUUUCAGCCUUUCCUUAAAUCAAGAACCCAUUUUUUUCAUUUCCCUGUACAGCUAUGACUGCUUUGUGUUAAUGAGUUUUAGGUAUUGCUACUGGAAUGAUUUCUGAGCCCAUUCUGUAUGCUUUUUAGUAUUUUGAAUUGCCAACAUAUUUGAUUGCUACUCACGUUUACAUAAUAAGAAGAAAAACUAGGAACAAUCUUAAUAAAAAUGAUUUUUAUUAAGAAAUGACAUUGGGACAAAAAUGGAACUCUUACUCUAAAGAUGCAAUGCUCUUAAGGUUUAAACUAUUGUUAGUCUCUGAGGUCCUUCAAUUGUUUUAAAAUAGCCAGGUUCCAAAUUGUUCCACCACACAGGAUUUUUUUGACCCUGUAAAUCUUGUAUAUGGAUUGCUGGAAUUCGUUGUACUAAGAUUAUUUAGACUUUUGGCAUAUUUAAGUUGUGAACCCUAAGCUUGUAAAAGUAUUGUAGUUGUGGUGCUAUAGAAAAAAAAUCUAGGUCUAUGCCUGGGGAACAUUUUCACUUACAACUGAUAUAUAUUGAGCUUAACUAUUCAUGGUUCUAUAGAUGAGCAACACUUAAUUCUUUACAAAACAUCAGAUGUGCUAAUUAAACCAGCAAUAACUGAAUAGCCAAGUGAGGAUUUGUCUCACUGAAGAUCUUAAUUUAACAUCCUAGCAAGUGACCAUUCCAUAUAGGAUAUAACAUUUUUAAAAAAAACGCUUCCAAAACGCAAACUCUGUUCUCUUUAAUGUAUUGUGGCAUCAUGCCUGCACACAUGUUGUGUAUGCACCCAAAGGUACUAUCAUUCUGGUUUUUUUUUUUUUUUGCCAUGUCAGUAAUUUCUGAUUACAUUUUAUAGGUACGCCUCCAAGUUCAAAGUGUGAAAAAGCCGCUCUACCGUGGGACUGUACAUUGUUUCCAGUCUAUCAUAAAGCAAGAAUCUGCUUUUGGACUUUAUAAAGGUAUUGGGUCGCCUAUGAUGGGUCUCACCUUCAUUAAUGCCCUUGUCUUUGGCGUUCAAGGGAAUGCUCUCCGUGCUCUUGGAAAGGACACACCUGUACAUCAGUUCCUUGCAGGUUCAGCAGCAGGCGCCAUUCAAUGUGUGAUCUGCUGUCCUAUGGAACUGGCUAAGACACGGAUGCAGCUGCAAGGAACAGGGGAAUACAAGUUGAAGUCCAAGAACUACAAAAACUCUUUGGACUGCUUGGUGAAGAUCUAUCGAAAGGAGGGUCUAAAAGGCAUCAACAAGGGAAUGGUUUCCACGUUUCUGAGAGAGACCCCCAGCUUCGGUUUCUACUUUUUAACGUAUGACUGCCUAACAAGGUAUCUGGGGUGUGAAGCGGAAGAUAGUUACAUUGUUCCCAAACUGCUUCUGGCAGGAGGCAUGUCUGGCAUAGUCUCCUGGCUCUCUACAUACCCUGUGGAUGUAAUCAAGUCCCGCCUUCAGGCUGAUGGAGUUGGAGGAGUCGUACGGUACCAGGGUAUUCUGGACUGCAUUAGAAAAAGCUACCAGGAUGAAGGCCCAAGGGUGUUCACAAGGGGUCUUACAUCCACCUUGCUUCGUGCUUUUCCUGUUAAUGCUGCAACAUUUGCCACUGUUACGAUAUUCCUUACAUAUAUGAGGUCAGAGGAUGGCCAGAUCAGAGGUGAUUUAAGUGGAUGUGAGGCUGGUCCAGUCAUCCAACAACCUUCGAGUUUUUAAAUUGACUGGAAGAUAAAAGUUGUACCUGUUACAUGUAAGAUGUCAUCAUUUUUUUAAAAAAAGAAUAUUUGGAUACCAAGAGUAUACAUUUUGGCCUGUAUAAAGCAUCUUUUUAAAAAUCUCAUUUAUAAAAGCAGCUUAAUGCUUUAGGAAGACUCUAGACUCUAGAGUUGACUCUAGAAAUUCAGGCAAUAAAAGGAUUUGUCCUUUUGAACAUGUGCUCAAACCACAUCUGCUGGAUUUUCCAGUGUAGCCUUGACUUCAAUUCCCACAAUCCCCAACCAGCACAUUAUUAAGGAAAUCCAAUGCAGUCACUAGCUAAAGUCAGUUUCAACGUAUCUCAGACAGCUCAAAAUGGCGACUACAUCUAUCAGACCUGAGGCUAUAUUCCUAAUCAGAUUCUAUCUGUUCAAACAGGAAGAGAAGAAAUGGGGCCUUGAACAGAUAAUGAAGGCUUGUAUGCACAGAUGCAUACAUCUCUCAACACACAUUAAAAGGUCUGGAUGGAUUCUCUGUUCUAAUUAUUGCUCAAUCUGACCACGAUGUUUUAUUUAGAGCAAUUGUCCUGGUAAAUGUAGAGUUAAAAGAACACCUAUUUGUUUCAUUUUCCUGCACUUUAUCCUAGGGGAGCUUAUGUUUUUCCAAAUAAUUUUAGCUCAUAAUUUAUAACCAUCUGAUCAGUGGCCUUCCUGAUGGGAACUGAUGGAGAUGAACAACUGGAGAACUACAAGUCUUUCCCGACUCUGUAUUUUAACAACCUGUUGCAAGUCAUUCUGUAGAUGAUGUAAGCUACACUUUACCAUUCUUGUUAAUUAGCAGUACUUGUCAGGAAGCCUGCUGCUUCCUGCUAAUUGUGAAUAUUUUAGCACAGUAUAUGAACAGCCUGCUUUAUUAUUUGAUCAGUAUCUCAAUCAUACUGUUCAGUAUGUAAAUGCUUUCCCUGCUAUUUUUAGAUUAUGGUUUGUUUUUCUGUGCUACUAUUUGCAUUUGGCUUUUAAUUUUUUAAAAUUGUAUGCAGUUGCAUCUUGUAAAUAUUUAAACGUAUUUUAGUUACUAUGUUUUGAGUUGGAAACUAGAGUAUAUCUAGAAACCUUGUUACAACCCAAAUGUAGACCAGGGCUGUCAAACUUGCAGCCCGCGGGCCAGAUGUAUCACGCAUUGGCCACAGCCAUGGCUGGUUUAGCGAGAAAAAAAAAAGUUGUGUGAUACGUCACGUGACAAUGUGAGUUUGACACCCCUGAAUUAACUAUUGUUUUUAGGGUGAUAGUGAUAGAUGUGCCUAAAUUAUCAUUUCUCCAUUACCGGGGUAUAUGCGCAUAAUUAUGGUCUAUAUGUAAUAAGAUAAAGGAUGAAAGUAUGUUUCAAAGGAUUUAACAGAAGUGUGUUUUAGAGAAUUCAAUAAUGAAAAAAGUCAAGCUCAGUAGUUUUGGAAAUUUUGGUGAACAGGAGAUCUGACAAACUAUUAAGCCUAUUUCAUAGCAUCCUUAAAUAAGAAUGCUGUAACAUUAUCUCACUGACAUCAGCAAUAUAUUAAGUUUUAAUUAGGUUUUAUUAACAAAGGUUUAAGGUUGCAGUGCUAUACACACUUAUCUGGAUGAUUAAACUCCAAUUGGGCUGAUUUCUGAACAGCAAAAAAUACCAUUGGCCGAGUCAUAAUAUCUUUCAAGAUAUAAGAGCCAUCUGGCCAGUCAAACAUCUGUUCCACAUCACUGACUGAAGAAAAAAAAUCUUAACACUAAAUCAGAAUUUUGGCAUCUCCUUUUGUAGUAAUGAAGUCUCUAGGGAUUGCCUAUAAGUAUUAAGAAAUCUUAAUUAGCUUAAUUAGUAAUUAGCUUGACAUUGAAAGUUUUGUUUCUGUCCAUAUCCACCUCACUUAAAGAUCUGCUCAUAAUUAAUAAAACUGUUGUGGGCAGGAAAAAAACAUUUCUUUAAUUUUAUGCCAGUGUUUUCACAUUGGCUUGAAUUGGAUGCAUUGGAGGUAAGUUUGAACAUGCAAAGUAUUUUUCCAAAUCAAUUGAGGAAAAUCAAAUUCAACCCAUUUGUUGUUGUAAUGCAAAUUGAAGCCAUUCAGCACAGUACUACAGGCUUGGGCACAAUGCUCUGGUUAAUUUCCUCACAAACUCUCCCACAAUAACAGUGUGUAAAUGUGCUCAUUCAACAGUUGGACAAAAAGAUGAUGUGAAAUUUCUCAAGUGCAAAGCAUGGAUUAACUCUGACACUUACCCGUUCAAGAAAUAAAGUAGAUAAUGCGAGAUUGCCAAGCAGCAAGAACUCGAUGUAACAAUUAGACUGAAACUUAAAAGCUGAAGAAACAGGAUGUAAGACAACUUUAUACUAUUUCUCAUCACCUCUAAGGACACCUUGGCAUUCAGCCAACUAUUUGGCACAUAGAGGGGUCAUUAAAGACCCUUAUAAAUGCUUUAAAUUGCAGUUGUACCAUUGACUUGGCCCUAAAAUAUAUAAAUUGUUUAAACACCAUGUUUCUCACAUGCUUUUAAGUACUUCCUAUUCUAUUUCCAUUGCUGCGAAGAAUGUGCAAGCCCAAUGAAAAAAAAAGUAUCACUUGCAGAUUUAACUUUG
This is a messenger RNA of Notechis scutatus (mainland tiger snake), 4830 nucleotides long. NCBI's taxonomy places the organism in Eukaryota, Metazoa, Chordata, Lepidosauria, Squamata, Elapidae. The record is from RefSeq and is a predicted model, not a curated record.